AUGGCUAACGCUUGGGCCUCACGAUCCGGCGUGAUGUUGAUGUUCGUUAAGUGUGUUCGUCUUACACUUUUCUCGCACGCCAGACCGCACCAGCGCUCUCACAACCAGAGACAGAAGCUCGCAAAGCUCUCCCCGCUCAAACCACCACGACCAGACAAGAGUCGCCUGAGGCAUUGUGAUCUCGCUCGGAAAUUCGAACCAUCCAUACCGCGACGCUUCAUCGAUACGUCGACGGAAACCACAAGGAUAGCUGCGUCUUCGCAAGAUUCUUUCUCGCGCCUGCCAGAGGAGGUGAUCACACGCAUCAUGAAGUGCCACUACAACAACUAUAUCGGGGGUGUGCUUCUCUGCUGUGAGACGUUUUUUCCAAAGGAUCCAGGCUUCUUGACAGGCCUUUGUUCUUACGCUGCUGAACUACACUGGUGUGAAGACGACGAACGCAAGUAUGGUUAUCAGCCAGUGGCCACUACAAUCGACGCAACAAAGAUCCAGGAGGUCCUGAAGAUCCGGCUUGUCAACAAACUCUUCGCUCGCUGCAUGCUUGACGCCUUCUUUAAGAGUCCCAUCAUAUUUGAGCAUGUGUCAUACGAUUGGACAGAUCCGGGAAAGGUUUUCUGGUUUCUACCUUGCCAGAUCGAGCCAAAGCUUGUCCAGAGUGGUGGGCGCAUUCAAGCUGAAUACUACACCAGGGUUCCCUACACGUACCGCUUUGUUUGGAACAAGACCGACACCCAUUGCGUAAGAACUGGUAUGGACUUAGCUCUGACAAAGCAAACGCAUCUGCCAGGUAUUACCGACGCCGAUGCGUCGCUGCUGGCCAACGAUAUCGACAAGGUCUUCAUCCACAACCCCAGCGGUCUUACCGUUCGCGGUAUCCAAUUUAGUCGUGAUUUGGAGAGUGGGUCGAUCUGUGAUACCGAAUCGACAGCAAAACUAGUUCGAUUGUAUUGGAACGUGCUUGGGGGUGCACAUGGGCAGACGAUGGACCUUGACCACAACCAAGAGUUCACUCUAGACCUAUGA
Molecule: messenger RNA, 1023 nt
Organism: Alternaria alternata
Lineage: Eukaryota; Fungi; Ascomycota; Dothideomycetes; Pleosporales; Pleosporaceae
Exons: 2
Coding region: 1-1023 (340 amino acids)
Source: RefSeq, a predicted model, not a curated record